Messenger RNA from Sorex araneus (European shrew), 2387 nucleotides. RefSeq names its product testis associated actin remodelling kinase 1 (gene TESK1). The record is from RefSeq and is a predicted model, not a curated record. The coding region runs from base 251 to 2137 and encodes 628 amino acids. The transcript has 10 exons. Gene Ontology annotation, cellular component: nucleus; cytoplasm. Gene Ontology annotation, biological process: actin cytoskeleton organization; protein phosphorylation; positive regulation of stress fiber assembly. Gene Ontology annotation, molecular function: ATP binding; protein serine/threonine kinase activity. NCBI's taxonomy places the organism in Eukaryota, Metazoa, Chordata, Mammalia, Eulipotyphla, Soricidae.
CCCGGGAGCGCCUCCGCCAGGCCCGGCCCAGGCCUCGACGCGGCCCUGCGCAGCGCCCAGCGCGGCGGCGACCCCCGGGCUCGGCCGGCGGGGGCGGGCCCGGGCGCUCCGGCUGCUCUUCCAUUCUCUGGGCGGGAGCGGGAGCCCCGGCGCCCGGGGUCGGAGCUGCGCCCUCGCCCAUGGCAAGCGCGGCCUGCCCGGGCCCCGGGGACCCUGCCAUGUGAGGCGGGCCCGGGCUGGGGGCCCGGCCAUGGCCGGAGAGCGGCCCCCGCGGCGGGGCCCUGGGCCCGGGCCCGGGGAGGCGCCGGGGGAGGGGCCCCCGGGGCCGGGGGGCGCGGGCGGAGGCCCGGGCCGGGGCCGCCCCUCCUCCUACCGUGCCCUCCGCAGCGCCGUGUCCAGCCUGGCGCGCGUGGACGAUUUCCACUGCGCCGAGAAGAUCGGGGCCGGCUUCUUCUCCGAGGUCUACAAGGUUCGGCACCGACAGUCUGGCCAAGUCAUGGUGCUGAAAAUGAACAGGCUCCCCAGUAACCGGGGCAACACGCUCCGGGAGGUGCAGCUGAUGAACCGGCUCCGGCACCCCAACAUCCUAAGGUUCAUGGGGGUCUGUGUGCACCAGGGCCAGCUGCACGCUCUCACAGAGUACAUGAAUGGGGGCACCCUGGAACAGCUGCUCAGCUCCCCGGAACCCCUGUCCUGGCCUGUCAGGCUCCGCCUGGCACUGGACAUUGCCCGAGGCCUGCGGUAUCUGCAUGCCAAAGGUGUCUUCCACCGGGACCUCACCUCCAAGAACUGUCUGAUCCGGCGGGAAGACCAGGGCCUCACGGCUGUGGUGGGCGACUUCGGGCUGGCUGAAAAGAUUCCUGUGUACAGGGAAGGCGCGAGGAAGGAGCCGCUGGCUGUGGUGGGCUCCCCAUACUGGAUGGCCCCCGAGGUGCUGCGGGGUGAGCUGUAUGAUGAGAAGGCUGACGUCUUUGCCUUCGGGAUCGUCCUUUGCGAGCUCAUCGCUCGGGUGCCUGCUGACCCUGACUACCUGCCCCGCACUGAGGACUUCGGCCUGGACGUGUCUGCAUUCCGGGCGCUGGUGGGCAGAGACUGUCCACUACCCUUCCUGCUCCUGGCCAUCCACUGCUGCAGUAUGGAACCAGGCACUCGAGCCCCCUUCAGCGAAAUCACCCCACACCUCGAGUGGAUCCUGGAGCAGCUGCCCGAGCCUGACCGCCUCAGCAAGGCACCCCUGACUCAUGCCCCAGGGACUGUUCCAAGAGGGGGUCCCUCUGCCACACUUCCCAGGCCAGACCCCCGGCUCUCCCGAAGCCGGUCAGACCUCUUUCUGCCCCCAUCGCCAGAAUCACCCCCUAACUGGGGGGACAACCUGACUCGAGUCAACCCCUUCUCACUACGGGAAGAUCUCAGGGGCGGCAAGAUCAAGCUCCUGGACACCCCCAGCAAGCCCGUGGCGCCCCCGCCCCUGGUGUCGCCCUCACCGCUGCCCUGUGCCCCACCACCCCUGGUGACCGCUCCAGACAUCCAGCUGCAGCCCGCCACCCCAGCCCGCCGCUGCCGCUCCCUGCCUGCCUCCCCAGAGCUCCCUCGGAGGAUGGAGACAGCGCUGCCUGGCCUGGGUCCCCCUGCGGCUGGCCCCUCGGCCGAGGAGCAGAUGGAGUGUGAGGGCAGCAGCCCUGAGCCGGACACCCCAGGAGCAGCCCCGCAGCUGCCCUUGGCCAUGGCCACAGACAACUUCAUCAGCACUUGUGCCUCGGCCUCCCAGCCCUGGUCCCCUAGAUCGGGACCUCCCCUGAACAAUAACCCCCCCGCCGUGGUGGUGGACUCCCCACAAGGCUGGGCCGGGGAGCCCUGGGACCGCGCCCAGCACAGUUUGCCCCGGGCGGCGGCCCUGGAGCGGACAGAGCCCUCCCCGCCCCCUGCAGCCCCCCGGGAGGCUGACGAGGGGCUGCCCUGCCCGGGCUGCUGCCUGGGCCCCUUCAGCUUUGGCUUCCUGUCCAUGUGCCCCCGCCCCACGCCCGCUGUGGCCCGCUACCGCAACCUGAACUGCGAGGCGGGCGGCCUCCUCUGCCACCGGGGGCACCACGCCAAGCCCCCCACGCCCAGCCUGCAGCUCCCCGGGGCGCGCUCUUAGCACAGGCUCCCGCUUCGGCCUUCAGGAUGCCCCCGAGGACAGGACACGUGCUGGACAGUUGCGGCCCCCUUGGGCUCACCGACUCUUCUCCCCGAGUAGGGGACCUCAGCAUGGACUCGAGGGAUGGGUCAUGCUUCUCGGGCUCCUGGGGUCCCUCUCCCGGGAUCACCGACCCAGACACAGCGUUGCUGACACAGGAGACUAACACGUGCGAAUUAUUUAAAAAAUUCAAUAAAGCUGCCUGGCUGGC